CAGUCUACUGCGCCGAGCCCCUUGAAGCAUGGGAAGCUGGCACUGCAUGACAGCAAAGGUGAAGAGGAGCAGAGCUAUGGAGGCCCGGAACUAUAUGCUGAUAAGCGAGCAUCCCGAUCUCAAAGACCCCAAACACCGCCUGCUCAUGCAUUCAAGGAUCAUGUAUGCUACGGUACAAGCUCAAGCAACUUUGGAGCAAGGGCGUCUGUAGUUAAGUAUAUACAUGCUGUAACAUGUAACCAUUCCCCUGAAACGCUUCGCACAUGUUUCUACCCACAAAAAACGCGAUAUGACCAUCGGGGACAGACACAAUUCGACGCAGGGCUGAUGCGAUCAACAAUCAAAUCCCUCAUGCUCUCUUCCCUUUUGCUGUCGUUCUGCUUGACCCUAGACUCUGUGAGCUCGGGAUUAGCCAUCCUCUGACACUUCAAGACAUUAGCGUUCUAGUUCUGGAUGUGCUUGGGCCGUGCUAUAGCUCAAAUUUCCACUUUGGCUGCUCUAUUUCUCUCCGCCUCGACAACUCCCCUUGGUG
Mycena citricolor is the source of this 532-nucleotide messenger RNA. Lineage: Eukaryota; Fungi; Basidiomycota; Agaricomycetes; Agaricales; Mycenaceae. The record is from the annotation of a GenBank genome assembly.